UUGCAAUCCAUAAAUUCACAAUUUCGUCAUUAAUAAUCCACAGUUCGUUCUUGUGGUUAUCAUGAAACAAUUUCCUUAGUUAUUUUGUCCAAAUCUGAAAUCACAGCACCUGUAAUUUCUAUUUCUGUGCUGCAAGACACUUCUAAAUGAAUCCACUACUUUCUUCUGGAUUGCAUCUUUUAAAAUUCCUCUCUUGAAAUAGAUUAGCCCUUCACUCUGCGACCAUGUUAGACUUUGCUUCUUUUGACUUUCUCUUUCUGUGUUUCUUCACACUGUCACUGCUUCAGAUAGAGCCUUGUCCUCUGCUUCUCUUCUCCUUUGUUUACUGGGAAGUUCCUGUCCUCUCCUCUUCUGGCCACUGAAAGGCCUUUUUCCAAACGCAUUGCCAGAAAAGGACGCUGCUGAGAAAGCCACAGUGUCCGACUGAACUGGAUUCAAUGAGGGAGCCAGAUCGGGAGGAGCUGCCUGAAGACAACAUGCCCCCCAAGUUUAAACGACACCUCAAUGAUGAUGAGGUCACAGGAUCCAUUCGCAGCGAGAGGAGGAACCUACUGGAGGAGGACUCUGAUGAGGAGGAAGACUUCUUUCUGAGAGGGCCCACAGGACCCAGAUUUGGACCUCAGAAUGACAAAAUGAAGCAGGUGCAGUCGCAGGUUGACGAGGUCAUCGAUGUGAUGCAGGAGAACAUCUCCAAGGUGAUCGAGAGGGGUGAGCGUCUGGAUGACCUGCAAGACAAGUCGGAGAGCCUAUCAGACAAUGCAUCUGCCUUCAGUAGCCGAGCCAAACAGCUGCACAGGAGGAUGUGGUGGAGAGACAUGAAGAUGAAGAUGAUUAUUGCCUUGGUAGUUGUUGCUCUCCUGCUCAUUAUCAUCAUUCCAGUGAUCCUGCGAUACCGCUAGUGUCUGAUGAAGACAUGGGAGAAUCCUCCUCUUCCUCUUCUCUCUCUCUCUCUCUCUUUCUCUUCCUCUUCCUUUCUUCCCUGCACCCAGUCCUCCACACCCUCUAGGGGGCACCAGUCCGCCUCCCACACCCUCCUCAAUGUCAGCCUGUGUACCAUCAAGCAUCUGGCUUUAACUUGCCCUUAGUACAGAUCUUAUUGUUGGUAAUGCCAUAUAAAUCUGCUUUGAGAUCAGUACUAAGGCUCUUUUCGAUCCCUUGCUUUUAGAAAAGGGAUACAGGAGAACUGGGGAGAUGUUUUGGUGGAGUUUGGGAGAAAAUGCCAACUCUGUGUCCUCUAGUCAAUGUGAAGGAGUGCUCCAUUCCAUGAUACAUAUCAUGUGUAGGGCCCUGUCUUUGCCUCAAAAACAGGGGAAACUCCGGGUUAUCAUAUUACAUAUGGAUUGCAUAUACAUACUGUAAAGACAGGGAAUCUGUGCUAGCUAGCUGGUCUGAAUAAACUGCAGCAGCCUCAUAUAAAGGGACUAAUACUUAGUAACUGGACCUCAGAUGUCUACUCAUGAUUCCUCAUGUGCUGCCUUCUCAACGGCUGAGCCGCUUGUUCAACACGGGAAGGGAACAUCUGAGGGUCAUGUGUGUAGUCAAAGGUCUUUUUUUUUAAUUAUCAGAAGGCUUUCUGACCAUGACGUGAUUUGAUAAAGAGAUUAGUGAGGCUCAAUGCUAUCUGUUGAAGCAACAUCCUGCUUAUUCUACUCUCUAAAUCACCACUUUUUCAUUUUUGCCUGCCUCUUGAUAGCUUGUUAUACUGUACAGCAGGACCGUGUCGAACCAGAACAUCCGGGUUAUGACUGUCUCCUCUCCGCUCUACGCUCCAAACUGCUCACCUUCCUCCUGGGUCGUGCUGAGCUCUGGGCCAGUUUGGUCACGGCUAUCCUACUUUCCUGCUAGUGACAUUAAACUGUCUCUCACUCUGCACAUGGUUCUGUUUGGUUUCGAUAUUGCUAGUUCUUUUUUCUGCUGGCCGCUCAGUGUGGUGCUUGUGUGAAUGCUGGUAUUUCUCGUCGCCACUGAAGGGAUAGUUUAUCUCUCUAUACUGUUACAUUAAGUUCAAGGAAGGACGAUUUAAGUGAGCUGUUAAGAAACGUAGCCGUCAUUGUGUCUAAUUUACUGUACAAUACAUGCAACUCCAUGUUUUAAUUUUAUUAUUUUUUUUAAUGUAAUUUAUUUUAGGUGUAAAUACUGAUUCUGUAAGGAUGUACAAUACUCUGGCAUUGCAUUGGAAGACUGUGAUAUAUUGAUCUGUUUUGCUCUGAAAUAAAGUGAUUUUAAAGAGCA
Messenger RNA from Scatophagus argus, 2232 nucleotides. It is a transcript of the gene vamp4, whose product is annotated as vesicle-associated membrane protein 4. The transcript is spliced from 8 exons. Gene Ontology annotation, biological process: vesicle-mediated transport; Golgi ribbon formation. The coding region runs from base 438 to 899 and encodes 153 amino acids. Lineage: Eukaryota; Metazoa; Chordata; Actinopteri; Scatophagidae. Gene Ontology annotation, cellular component: membrane. The record is from RefSeq and is a predicted model, not a curated record.